Molecule: messenger RNA, 1773 nt
Organism: Zymoseptoria tritici IPO323
Lineage: Eukaryota; Fungi; Ascomycota; Dothideomycetes; Mycosphaerellales; Mycosphaerellaceae
Exons: 2
Coding region: 1-1773 (590 amino acids)
Source: RefSeq, a predicted model, not a curated record
AUGGCCGUCGUCGUUGUGCUCUCCUGCUGUGGUUUGGUGGUGCCACGAAUAUCGUUUCGCUGCUUCCGCGUGGCUACACCCGUGGCAAUUUCGUGGCGCCUGCUCGGCAAGUGCGAGAACGCGGCAGACGGCACCCAUGACCAUCCCCGGCCACUUCCACAGGCACCAAUUAUGGCUUCGCAGCACGAACAUCUGUCUGCGACGGCCAGGACAGUUUCUCGACGAUGUUCAAAGCUAUCACGGCUCCGCAGGGAGGCUGUGCAGGUGCGAGACCGGAUCAGCUACACAUCAAAGAACAUCUGGAACCAGCGGAAUCAUGUUCGUACAGCCCAGCAACAGCUCGUAGACGACAUGUCCAACCUGGUGCAGAGCCUUGCGACGGAACUUGAUGGGAACUAUAGCCGCGAGCUGGACAGACUGCAAGGCCUGAGCCAUGAACUACGAUCAAAUCAAGAUGAUCUCGAACAGCACAUUAUCAGUCUUCGAGCUGACGAAGAUUUAUUGUCGCAAAUUGAGUACAGAAUGGAGGCGAAAGAAGAGCGGCUACGUAAAGCGUCAUCACAGCUUGUCAAGGUCAUCAAGUCAUCGCUGCGAGACGAUGCUGAAGAACCUGGCGGCACAACAGAAGACUCAAACUCUGUGCGAUCGGGUAUGCAAGCACCGACCAGAUACGCAUUCACAAUGCACCCAAAACAAGAAGAGUACUACAGCCGGGUCGCCGAUGAAGGCAUGAUGCUGGAGCGCUUUCAGCGUGUGAAAGAGGAGUAUGAUUCGGAGCGUGCAUCUCGUGAUUUACUCCGAGAUCAAGGAAGAGAACCGGAAAUGACCGACGAAGACUUUGAGCUGCAAGCGAGGAUCGAAGUCUUGCAUGCUGUCGAGGAUUGUGAUAGAGCAACCGAGCUGGUCGAGGCGACCAAGAAAGAGUGUUUUGCGCUUGAUCUAGACCUCGGGACCGUGGUCGGACUUGCAGACACUUGGGACGAGGCAGUCGUAGAUGACAAUGCAGUUCCCUCAGAUGAAGGGUCUUCGCCCGCCAUGAGUGGUGUUCAUUUACCGGGCCAUAUAUCUCCACGGCCUGACCCACUACGACAGUUGGGAUAUUCGACCGCGUUUGGCACGUCAGCUGAGCCCGCACUGCGACAGCCAUCAUCGUCUGCGAAGGCCGAUCAAAUUGGGCAAUGGAUCGAGAUCAUUCGCGAGCAGGCCUCGGAUGCUGAGAUCGAUCCGUCCCAACAGUCACCACAUCAGAGUGCCCAUUCUGGCGACGUUGAAACCGACGUUUUCUCACCAGCGCAAAGUGUGCUCCGCUCGAGGGAGUCCGAAGCGCUUGAACAGAAGAUCAUGCCAGCCACAGAGCCUUCUUCCCUGGAGCUACAAGGAGCACCGAAUCCCCAGAUCGUCUUGCAACCGUCCGACACAAUGGUCUACUCUGAUGAGAUUGCAAUAGUCCAACAGAGCAUUGCAGCUGAAGCAUUAACACUGCCGGCGAAAAGGAAUGAGUUCUUCAUCGAUCCGGCCUGGAACAUGUCGCGGAGGCUAUCUGGAGAGUGCAGAGAGACCGUACCAUCUCCACGUAAUCCCGCGGCAAGUCAUUCACAUGGACAUCUCUCGCCAAAUCGGCCAAGGAGCAAGUCCGAUGGCAAUGUACCACCCAAGCCACGACAGGACUCCCACCAAGACCAACCGAACGAGCAGCUGAGUGACCACGAUUCUCGUGCGAAACGACUUUCGACCGACCGCGUCUAUUCGCUUCCUUCCACUUCCCUUGUAUAA